This is a messenger RNA of Cooperia oncophora, 600 nucleotides long. The record is from the annotation of a GenBank genome assembly. NCBI's taxonomy places the organism in Eukaryota, Metazoa, Nematoda, Chromadorea, Rhabditida, Trichostrongylidae.
AUGGUGACGACAACGAUUAUGAAAGGCCCUAAAGGACUUGGUUUCACAUUGAUCGGAAAUGACGCUUCCAGUAAAGGAAAUGAGUUCAUACAGGUCAAAUCGGUGCUGCCAGGAGGUCUAGCUGCUGAAGACGGAGUUCUGCAACCAGGUGAUGUACUGGUGAGGGUGAAUGGCGAAUUGUUGCUAGGUGCUUCUCAAUCGGAUGCCUGUCGAAUUUUCGUCAAUAUACCCGUUGGCGACCCGGUUGCUAUACAAGUCUGUCGAGGCUAUCCGCUCAUGUUGGACCCCUCUAAUAGGAUAAUCACCGAAAAUGUUUAUCAAACGGGUGGCAAGAGUCGGGAUCUUCACGAAAUCGAAAUCAUCAAAGGAUCGGAAGGAUUCGGUUUCACGAUUGCCGACAGUGCUACGGGCCAGCGAGUGAAAAAGAUCCUCUAUCCGGAGCAAUGUGCAAAUCUUCUCGAAGGUGAUACAAUUGUUGAGCUGGAUGGGCGUAAUGUUCGAGCUGUACCCCAUACGCAACUUGUCGACAUGCUCAGGGAAUGUCCAGUUGGACAUCGAGGGCGGCUCGUAGUCCGACGAAGUUCGCCGAAGCACAGGUGA